Molecule: messenger RNA, 690 nt
Organism: Beauveria bassiana ARSEF 2860
Lineage: Eukaryota; Fungi; Ascomycota; Sordariomycetes; Hypocreales; Cordycipitaceae
Product: HORMA domain-containing protein
Exons: 5
Coding region: 1-690 (229 amino acids)
Biological process (GO): mitotic spindle assembly checkpoint signaling
Cellular component (GO): nucleoplasm; kinetochore; cytoplasm
Source: RefSeq, a predicted model, not a curated record
AUGGUGUCUGAAAAACCAACCAAAGACAAGAGCAAGGUGCACAAGCUGUCGCUCAAAGGCAGCGCCAGGCUCGUCGCCGAAUUCUUCCAAUAUUCUAUUCAUACGAUUCUGUUCCAGCGAGGCGUAUACCCAGCAGAAGACUUUACUGCUGUCAAGAAAUAUGGUCUCAAUAUGUUGGUCUCGUCGGACGACCAAGUAAAAGCUUAUAUCAAGAAAAUCAUGUCCCAGCUCGACAAGUGGAUGGUGGGCGGCAAGAUUUCGCGUCUCGUCAUCGUCAUCACAGACAAGGAUACCGGAGAGCACGUUGAACGCUGGCAGUUCAGCGUGGACAUUACCGCCGCACCCAAGCGAUCCAAGUCUGCCGCAGCCGCAGCCGCCACCGAUCAAGAGAACGCCGCGGGUGCUGCCGCUGCCCCCGCGCCCGAGCCUGAAAAGACGGAACAGGAGAUCCAAGCCGAAAUCGCCGCCAUUUUCCGCCAAAUCACCGCGUCCGUCACCUUCUUGCCGCAGCUGACCGGCGACUGCACCUUCAACGUGCUCGUGUAUGCCGACGCCGACAGCGACGUGCCUGUCGAGUGGGGGGACUCGGAUGCCAAGGAGAUUGAGAAUGGCGAGCGCGUGCAGCUGCGUGGAUUCAGCACGGCAAAUCACCGCGUGGACACGCUGGUCAGCUAUCGGUUGGGCGACUAG